AUGAGCACCCCGGAUACCGUCGGCCCCAUGGGUCGUAUCACUACGCCGUCCUACAAUCACGAGCUAGCAACAGUGAGAGCAGGAGUGCGACGAAGAACUGCAUCGACGGUGAGACGCAGCUACGAUGCGUCCAUUGUUGUUUUGGCUUUAGAAAGCACGGAUGGCACUGAUCACCGUCAAGGGCUUUCCACCUUUGAUAUGUGUUCACGCACUGUCAUUUCUGCAGCAGAGCGAAUGGUGAGUCUAGUACGAGAGCCUCAAAGUCUGGCCGUGGCUAUCGCGUACGAUGAGUGUCUGGAUAUUAUUACUGCAGCAGUGAAUCAAAUGGAGGAGACUGGUCCACAAGGAGUGAUGCAUGAACACGUCCUUGAAGUGUAUCAAGCCAUGCGCAGUAUCCACGAAGUACUACGACCAAGUUCAUCCGUUCGUCGAGCUUUGCAGUUCUAA
Peronospora belbahrii is the source of this 447-nucleotide messenger RNA. The record is from the annotation of a GenBank genome assembly. NCBI's taxonomy places the organism in Eukaryota, Oomycota, Peronosporomycetes, Peronosporales, Peronosporaceae.